GAGUUGGUAGGAUUUCAUCAUUCUGAUGCAAAAUUGCACAGGACAGGAGAUUCCCUUAUACCUCAGUUAUUAUUUUUUGUUUAUAUGUUUUUUAAUUUAUUUUUAACAAUCGCAAUUCGUAACCCUAAUUUUUGUUUGACCUUUGACCAUUGAAGCCAACGAUCUGCCAUUUUCCAACCCUAAUUUUUCUCUAUAAAUACACACCACACACACUCACGCAGACAGCAUCAGCGUCACUGCACUCUCUGCUCGUUCACAAUAACCUCAAUUUGUUAGAACAUGCCCGAAUAAGCUUUUGUAUUUUUUCUCUGUUGGAGAGGUUGAUUGACCAUCAAUGGCUGUUCCAUACACCAAUUGCUUUCAACUCCCAAAAGUAAACCCAAAAUGUCACAUUUUUAGCUCGUCUGGUGGGCUCUCCACCGGGGUCUCUCCCGCACAUUGUUGCCUUAAAACUUCCCCCCCGGUUAUGCAUUUAGAAGCCAAAGUAAGUCAGGUUGAUCCCUUGUUGGAUAGUGUCAAGUGGGACGACAGAGGUUUGGCAGUGGCAAUAGCUCAGAAUGUGGAUACCGGAGCGGUUUUAAUGCAAGGGUUUGUCAACAAAGAGGCUCUUUUGAAGACUAUUACCUCCAAGCAGGCUACAUUCUAUAGCAGGUCACGAUCAACUCUAUGGACAAAGGGAGAGACCUCGAUGAAUUUCAUCAAUGUUUCUGAUGUCUUUCUGGAUUGUGAUCGCGAUUCUAUAAUAUAUCUGGGUAAGCCAGAUGGACCAACUUGUCACACUGGGGCUGAGACAUGUUACUAUACGUCUGUGGAUGACAUCAUAAAUGAUUCUCCGGUUGAUGGUAGUAAACUUGCAUUAACAACUCUAUAUGCGUUAGAAUCAACAAUAUCAAAACGAAAAGAAGAGUUAUCAGAAAACCCAGACAGCAAACCAUCUUGGACCAAGCGAUUAUUGCUUGAUGAAAAGCUAUUAUGCUCAAAGAUCAGGGAAGAGGCGGAUGAGUUAUGCCGAACACUGGAGGAAAAUGAGGACCAAACUAGGACUGCCUCUGAAAUGGCAGACGUGCUCUAUCAUGCCAUGGUCUUGCUGGCUCUGAAAGGAGUUAAAGUCGAAGAUGUCCUUCAAGUCUUAAGACUGAGGUUUGCACAAUCAGGUGUUGAAGAAAAGAAAAGUCGCAAAUCAUAGCAAGUCAAACACUUAUACUUAACUUUCACUGAACAGAGAUGACUCAAAAAUUGAAUAAUCUACAAAUCAUAUUGCGAUGAGCUCUUUCCUGUUACGCCUUAAAUGUGUAUAUAUCUUGAGCUAUUUUUGUUAUUGUUAUUGGUUCAACUCUGUAUGUUACAUUGUUAUGGAAUUUUUACAUAAUGUUUUCUCAUGUUUUCCUCAUGAA
This is a messenger RNA of Salvia miltiorrhiza (redroot sage), 1394 nucleotides long. Its product is annotated as histidine biosynthesis bifunctional protein hisIE, chloroplastic. NCBI's taxonomy places the organism in Eukaryota, Viridiplantae, Streptophyta, Magnoliopsida, Lamiales, Lamiaceae. The coding region runs from base 335 to 1186 and encodes 283 amino acids. Gene Ontology annotation, biological process: L-histidine biosynthetic process. The record is from RefSeq and is a predicted model, not a curated record. The transcript has 6 exons. Gene Ontology annotation, molecular function: phosphoribosyl-ATP diphosphatase activity; phosphoribosyl-AMP cyclohydrolase activity.